Rotaria sordida is the source of this 2502-nucleotide messenger RNA. The record is from the annotation of a GenBank genome assembly. Lineage: Eukaryota; Metazoa; Rotifera; Eurotatoria; Philodinida; Philodinidae.
AUGCUCCGAAUCAAGCAAGAGUCUUCUUUUUCUACUCAGCAGCCAGAGCAACAAUACGUACCAUUGAAAAAAGUGAGUGUCGAAGCCUACAUUAAAUCGUUUGCUGCCGAUGUGACUGUCAAACAAAUUUUUCGCAAUGAUGAAACAAAACCAAUUGAAGCCGUUUACUGUUUCCCAAUAGAGGAACAAGCAGCAAUCUACUCAUUUGUUGCUCGGAUUGAUGAUCGAGAAAUUAUUGCACAAUUGAAAGAAAAAAAGGAAGCACAACGAGAAUACAAUGAUGCUCUUCAACAAGGUCAUGGAGCAUAUUUACUCGAACAAGAUGAAAAAUCACAAGAUAAUUUUAUAAUCAACGUCGGUGCACUACCACCCGGUAAAGAAUGUCACAUCCAUAUAUCGUACGUCUCCGAACUGGAUUUAGUUCAAAAUGGAAGCCAGAUUCGUUUUGUUAUUCCAACAACUAUCGCACCUCGCUACAAUCCAAAUAAAGGUGGUAUCAGUUCACCGUUCGGUACUACGUCCAAAUAUGUUCAAACAGCUCCAUACACAAUUGAAUUUCAUUGUCGAGUAGAGAAAGCCAACGUCUCUCGAAUCAGCUCGAUGUCUCAUCCAAUUCAGGUUGAAGUCGGCCAAGAGAAUGUCUAUGUCAUCGCAUUUGCUCAACAAAACACCCAUCUCGAUCGAGAUAUCUUAAUAGAUAUAGAGUUAGCUGGUAACCGUUCAAAUACCAUUUCCGCUGUAGAACCUGGCGCUGUUAUGGCUUCAUUUAUACCAACUGAAGAAGAUUGCCAACGUGUAAUGAACAAUGUAGAGAUGACCAAUGAAUUUAUAUUUGUUGUCGACUGUAGUGGAUCGAUGGAAGAUGAGAACAAGAUCGGAUUGGCACGGGAAGCUAUGUUACUCUUUCUCAAGAGUCUGCCAGUAGAUUGCCAUUUUAAUAUCAUACGAUUUGGAUCAAAUCAUGUGGCAUUAUUCAAAGAGAUCACUUCUAUUUACAACGAACAGAAUGCUCAAAAAGCUGAACAACUUACCAAACAUUUACGAGCUGAUUUGGGCGGUACUGAAUUAUUAGGUCCACUUCAAUGGUUAGAACAACAUCCUCCAGGACAAGGUCGUGCACGACAAAUAUUUCUCUUGACUGAUGGAGAAAUUUCAAACGUCAACGAAGUACUCGAUUUGUGUCGUUCGAUGGCUACUUCAACACGAAUCUUUUCAUUUGGUUUGGGUCAUUCACCAAGCCGUUCUCUGGUCAAAGGCCUUGCUCGAGCAACAAACGGACGUUUUGUUUUUAUUCCACCCAACAGUAGUGUCGACAUUUAUGUUGGUGAACAAUUACAAAAAGCUCUUCAAUCUUGUAUAACAAACAUAGAAGUGAAAUGGAAUUUAGGUACGAAUGUUAUGAGUGCACCCACAAAAAUGCCACCGGUCUAUGUUAAUGAUCGUCUGAUUGCCUAUGCACUUGCCAGUGAUCCAAUGUUUGUCUUUGAUCACAAUCCUAGUGUCGAAUUAUUGACCGAUAAAAGUCGAUUGGGCAGAGCAAAUGUUGAUACAAUACCGAAUGUCAGUGUCAAUGGUACCAUUGCUCGACUUGCUGCUAAAGCACUCAUUCUAGAAUUGCAACAUUCGAAAUUACCUUCAUCGGUCAAGCAAAACAUUUCAGGUUCGCUACAAAGUCGGUUUCAAGAAGAUCGUCCAUCAUCAACACCAGCAACGACGAUCGAUGAGAAAGAAAUCAUAAAGAAACGCAUUAUUGAGCUUUCACUCAAGUAUCAAAUUCUGAGUCCCUACACCGCUUUUAUCGGUGUCGAAAAACGAAUGAAUGCCAGCAAUGUUGAUAUGGUCUUACGCGAAAUACCAAUUCAAAUAUCGGCUGAUGACGAACACUUACAAGUAUCCCAGGUCAUGAAUUUUCCUGCCUGUAUGAUGCCAUCACCUCCGAUGAUGAAUCGUUCAAUGCUAGCACCAAUGUCGAUGGCUUCGAUAAAACAAUCGACGCUAAACUGGGACAUGGAUUGUGCCAAUUUAAGAUCGAUGUCUCAAGUAGAUUUAUUGUUAAAUGAUCUCGUGUAUAAAGACUGCUUGGAAGCCGAAAUAGCAGAGUCUGAUGAUUUAAUCUCAUCAACUCACAGUUCUAAUUACCCUCCAAUCAGUUCAUACCAGCAGUCUUUGAUCGACCAAGACAAAAGUGAAGCAUGGCCUAUAGGAGAUCAAAAUAUUGUUCGCUACUUGAUCAACAAACAAAAAUUUGAUGGUUUAUGGGAUUUGAAUACAAAAAGUAUAGAACAAUUGACUGGAAAAUCAUUGACGAAUUUUCCAUCAUUCAACAAUCAGCUAAUUCUCAUUACGGCUAUUGUUGUUGUCGCACUUGAAACGCGUUUCGCCACAAUGUCGACAAUGUGGCAUGGUGUAGUGCAAAAAGCUCGCAAACGCCUUCUCGAUUUACUUGGCAAAGAUGCUAAACAACUUCAAUCGUUAUUGGAGAGUAUUCGUCAACAAUUUUGA